CUUUUCGGUUGGAUGCAAAGGGUCCAGGUGGAGCGGCGGGCGAGAUCCAGGACUCGAGCGAAGAGAAGCCAGCAAGGGAUCCGCUACCUCCAAACUUACAGAGCAGAGAAGAUCUGAGAUCUUGCAGAAGAAACCCCGAGGUCAAGACUGGGCGGUGGUGAUGCAAUAGAGGUUUUUCUUCCUUCUUUCCUUAAGGGACCCAGGUGUCCGGUUUCCCCAACCUAGGGAGGUAAGUGCUAAGGUGGAUGUGAAAUAUAUGUUCGGGAGGUGCUGAGUGAUUGAUUUCUAAUAUCUAAGAUUCUCCUGCAUUUCUGAGCCCCAUUCUCUUAACAAACCAAGAACUGAGUAACCAGUUGUUGAUUCAGGUCCUCCAGAACUUGAAGCUCCUCAUUACAUAUGCAUUUCCCACCCCACACCCCACAAAAAGAGAGAAAUCUUUGUCAUCUGCUGCAGAGCGAGCUGGGAAGAGAGCAAAAGAAAAAAGGGUCCUGAUUAUGCCUGUGAAAGACAAAGAGAUACGCAUGGCAUUUAUUUAUCUUUUUGUAUCUGUCUCUUUCAGUCCAAGAAGCUCAGAGAUGGCAUAUCAGGAGUGGGGAUUAUCUGCACAACAACCUUGUGAGGUUUAGUCAUAUACAGAUAGAUGAGAAUUAUUGGAGGCAGUGUGGUGUAGCGGUUAGAGCGUCGGACUAGGACCUGGGAGAUCAAGGUUCAGAUCCCCACUCAGCCACGAAGCCCACUGGGUGACCUGGGACCAGUCACUGCCUCUCAGCCUAACCUACCUCACAGGGUUGUUGUGCAGAUUAAAGGGCAGAUGGCAGGGGGAAGAACCAUGUCGCCACCUUGAGCUCCUGGGAGAAAAAGAUAGAAGAAGCUUAUUCAAGGCAGUAAGCUUUGCUGCUGAGUGGGGAUUUGAACCCAGGGCUUCCUGCAGUGCAAAAAGCCACACAUCUAAAGCUCUGUUGAGUUUGCAUGAUUUGUUGGAUGGUGGUUUGGGAUCUUGGCUGGAAACUCUAGAGCUGUUGCCUAUUCUACACUUCCAGAAGUGAUAUCAGGAGGGAGGUGGGGUGGGAAGGAAGCAACUACUGGAGUUCCAUCUCCAAGGAUGACAUACCUUCUGUGAAAUUGACUUCCAAAAACAGGGAUUCCAGUUCCCACAGUGCAUAAGCUCUCUGCAAGCACAUAGGAGCAUGCGUAGAGCCCCUUCCGACAUGCUGCAAACACCCAAGAACUUGGAGAAGGCUGGCUUCAGCCUCUGGUGCCAAGAGGCAUACCAAGUCCAUGUGUCUAAGUGAAUCCCAGCAUCUAGGAAUUUAUAUCCUUGGAUCUCGUUCUCAACCAUUCCUGUAAGUCGCAAGCUCACAACAGAGAGCAAUUCCCUUUCUGGACAUGCUUGCUUUCACUGCUGAGCACCCCAUUAGUCACUAGCAGAUAGAUGAUUUGUGCCUAUACCAGUUAAGUCUUAGAUUCAUUUGACUGGAUUCUGUUUUCAUUCAGGCUCUGCAUUAGUACUUAGGCACUCCUCCAACCAUCUAACUCUUACACUGCGGGUGUUUGGGGGGCAAUAUUUUUUCUUACUGUGCAUGUAGCCAGGAUAUUUAUACCCUAUAAGUUAUCGCUUUAUGCAUGCUCUGACCCAUAAAAACAUAUGCCGCAGUAAACUUGUUCACCUUUAAGAUGGAGUAAGACUCUAUGAUUCCUGUAACCCACAAACAUGGUUUCCCCUCCAGAAGGACAUCCUGCUGAAACUCUCAACCUCCAACAGAGGCUCCAAGUUCGAUGGGAUCCUUGGCAAAGUGUCCGGAUGGGCUCACGCAGGAGUCAGUGAGCACCCUGGUGGACUUACCUGGCUGAGGUAGAAAAGGCAGUGACGUCAGAACUGCCAUCAGAGCCAAGUGGCAGGCGGCCAUUUAAAUUUCCCACAAUGCCCUGCAGCAAUGCUUCAUUGGAGGAAAUCAAAAUGGUGACUUGGUGGCUUGCAUCCUUGUUGAUCGUAGGGCGUAGGGCAUUGGCAUUUGCAUGGUGGCGGCAAGGAAGUGUGCUUGUUCCCUCUGGAUGAAUUAUCCCCAAUUUCCCACCUUCCUUUAAAAAAGAAAGAAAAAGAGUAAGUUUCAAACAUUUGUAGAACCUGAGACACAUGUACAGGAACUAUCUUCUCAUUUUUGCUAGGAGAGAUGACCCUGAUCUCCUCUUUCAGUAUUUAACUCCUGCCCCCAUUCCUAAAAUACAUGCAGACUCCCAUAGCAUCUGCCCCAGGAUAACACCUGUUGGAGCUCAGCCUCCAUGGAACUUUAAAGAAGCGAUGACAGCUAGUUAACAUAAGAAUAUAAGAAGGGCCAUUCUGGUUUAGGCCAAAGGUUACAUCUGUUCCAGCACCUUGUUCUCACACUGACCAACCAGAUGCCUAUGGGAAGCCUGCAAGACAGAACUGAGUGCAAGAACAACUCUCCCCACUUUUUAUUCCCAGCAAAUGGUAUUCAGAGGAAUGAGUAACCAUGGUUUUGCCAUGAUCAGAUGUGAUGAGCUCAAGCUCUUAAUGCAGCAAGUGAAGCAGUCCUCAGGUGUCUGCAGAGCACAUGGUUCCUGUCUCUCGCCACCCAAGGGAGCUGCAAAUGAACUUCCUGUCUUCUUUCCCCAUUUUGUGAGCAUGUGAAAUCCCAGUUUCCCCUUACAUGGCAACCAGGUUGUAUUCCCCCCAGAGGUGGCUGAAUUCCAGGUACUCUUAAUGUCUCCAUUUAUAAUCCGGAGAAGUCCAAAUACACUUAAGCUGAUUUAGGGAAGGCUAGGGUUUAAUUCAUGCCAGGAUUCUUCCCGGGCAUCUGUUUUUCAGUGUUAUGCCUCUCUGAAGCCUGGAACAGAUGAAGUAAGAACAGAUGAAAUUGUCAAACCACUAAGGAGUAUCUCAACACUGUGAAAGGAAGGUUAGAGACAGGUAUUGACACCUGAUGACUCCUUUCUUCUCGAAAUUGAAGGCCAUCUACAAGGAUGGUGGUUGCCUAUCCCUGUGCAACAUGAACCACCAAACUGGCCUCAGCUCAUCAGCCACAAACCAUAGCCUGCUAGAAGGUCAUUCAAAUUCAUGUUUUGCUUGUUUUCCUGGGAGAGCUGAAAGAUGGGGUUGUUGAGUACAAGGCAGACCACAACACAUUGGAGAAGUGGAUUGUGUUCAGCUUGGUGGGUCACCGGUUGUUGAGGCCCAAUUUUGGUACUAAUUGCACCAGCUCUCCGAUAUUCCUCAAUCCUAGGGUUGCCAUAUUGCAAAAAGUAAAAACCAGGACACCCCACAAAGUUGUUGAGCUUUUGGGCCAUGCUCACAGGUGACUCACAUAACCUGUGUGAGAUUGUGGCCUCCUAAAAAGCACCUUUUUAGGCCUUGCAUGAGAGCAUGAUGCCCCAAAACACACAUUUUGGAACGCCACACAAGUUCUCAGCCCUGGAAGGAAAAGAAAAAAGCUUUUUGGACUGAGAUUGUGGUCCAAAAUCAUGCAAGAUUGUGAUGCCAAAAAUUGCUGCCCUGCUCUCAUGUCAAAAAAUGUGAUGUAACUAAUAAUAAUAUCCAGUGAUUGAUUGGUUUAACAUGUGCACUUAGCUUUCUCAACAACAGUGUCAAGCUCAAUGCAGUUCUCACAAUGAUAACAAUAGCAUUAAAAUAAUAAUAAAUAAAUGACUGCCCUGUGCCAGUUGACUUACUCUGGGAAGGGAUUUUUUCAUACACACACACAUAUACAGACAGACACACCCUCCAGGAGGGACCAAAGCAGCUUCAAAGCAGUUCCAUCCCAGCCAUGUGUUCAGAAGGAUAGUGUGGCUGACAAUGGUACUGAAGCGUCACUGAGAGGUCCACCAGAAUCAACAGGAAUACACUCCCGUUGUCUGUUGUUGUUGUUGUUUAGUCGUGUCCGACUCUUCGUGACCCCAUGGACCAGAGCACGCCAGGCACUCCUGUCUUCCACUGCCUCCUGCAGUUUGGUCAAACUUAUGCUGGUAGCCUCGAGAACACUGUCCAACCAUCUCGUCCUCUGUCGUCCCCUUCUCCUUGUGCCCUCCAUCUUUCCCAACAUGAGGGUCUUUUCCAGGGAAUCUUCUCUUCUCAUGAGGUGGCCAAAGUAUUGGAGCCUCAGCUUCGGGAUCUGUCCUUCCAGUGAGCACUCAGGGCUGAUUUCCUUAAGAAUGGAUAGGUUUGAUCUUCUUGCAGUCCAUGGGACUCUCAAGAGUCUCCUCCAGACCAUAAUUCCAAAGCAUCAAUUUUUCGGCAAUCAGUCUUCUUUAUGGUCCAGCUCUCACUUCCAUACAUCACUACUGGGAAAACCAUAGCUUUAUGUAUACAGACCUUUGUCGGCAAAGUGAUAUCUCUGCUUUUCCCAGCAAAAGUCACACCCCAAAGUAAUCUCACCACUGCAAGUGCACAGGAGCCAGGUUUCCAUUCAGGACAAACCAAGCCUGAGCUCAAUUUAACGUAGGUUCUGUUCCAGCUGCCACUGAGUAAUGCAGACCUCUUCAGCAAUCAGGGUUGACAGACAGAUCCUCUGUGCAUUGGCCUAAUUCCCUUCAAAAGACGUCAAAGCAAGUGACACACUGCCAUGCCAUGAUGUGCAUAGGAUCAGACUGCUAAUUCUUUUUUAUCUUAGCUGGGGUUAUAGAUAAGGAUUUGGCACUGGAUUUCUUGAAAAGAGAAGUGACUCAGGCUUGUGGGAAAGCCGUAGCCUUUGAACUGGAAGGUGUUCUCCUCUGUCCUAAGUCUGCAGGGUCUUGCAUUGUGAGUGACGCUUGUAAGUGACUCUGUGCAUGCUCCUGGGGUGAUCUUGAAUGGUACGAGUUGUUUGAGAGUGGAUCAGGUUGCCUUGCAAGGUGGUGGGUCUUUUUGUUAGAAGUUUUCAAGCAGAGGCUGGAUAGCUGCCUAUCAGAGACAGUAGCAGCUGGGGUGGUACAGAAGAGUUUUCCAGUCACCCUCUGGGCAUGGGUGCCACAGCAGCUUACCUGGAUGGGACCAGGGCAGCGGGGAGGUUAGGCUGUGUGGAUAUAUGGGUGGAUUGUCUGCAGGUGCUUCUGUGCAGUCAAACCUUCCUCGCUGCUCUACCCAAUCCAUCCAGGUAAACUGCACUGAUACUGGUGAUGGGGGGCAGCUGUGCCCCACCUCACCCACUGCCACUGAUCACAGAUUCUCCAAUAGCAGGUGUCCUCUUACAUUGGCAGGGAGGGAUGGACUAGAUGAGUGUGAAGGUCCCUUUCAGCACUGUGCAUUGUAUCCACCUAAGUUCUACUCAGAAUACACCCAUUAAUGGGCCUAAGUUAGCCACACUGAGCAAUUUCAGUGGGUCUGCUCUGAGCAUGGCAAGUGAUGGGUUUAGCCCAUGGGGUCUACAUUUGUUUCCCCUAAAUAAGAUGGCAGGCUGGAGAGGCCUCAUUUACUACUGAAGGGAGACAGCCCUCAAAGCUGGCUCACUCGUUUUCUGCUUAUCCUCUGCCCAAGUGCCUUGCGUUGAGCAUCCAGGGGAAGGGUCAGCUUGGUCUGCAUUGAGUGGCAGUGGUUCUCAGGCAGAAAUGGGCCUUUUCCUGUUCACCUGCUGUGUGAUCCUUUGGGGUGACUGGGACGUUCUGCAGGGUUAUGCUUUCUCAGCCUUUGCAGCCAGCCUCUAGACUAGGCAUGGCCAAACUUGGCCCUCCAAAUGUUUUGGGACUACAACUCCCAUCACCCCUAGCUAACAGGACCAGUGGUCAGGGAUGAUGGGAAUUGAUGUCCCAAAACAUCUGGAGGGCCAAGUUUGGCCAUGCCUGCUCUAGCCUAAGCAGCAAGCCCUGAUCUCCAGAUUGCCAGGGCUCAGCUGCCUGCUGCCAGGUGUGUGUGAUCAUAUCAGUACAGAGAAGAAAGGUGGUGUUUAAUGUUUGAAGCUGAGCAACUGCACUGUGCAAUAGACUUCCAAGCUCGGAGGGCUGUCUGCCAUCUCCCAGCGACAGAGGUUAAAGACCAUCUUGUUAAGAUUGCUGACAAGCUCAUUGUUUUUGCUGGCGUAUAGCAGAAGAGCCUCUGCAAUUUGCAAAUCCCAUCAUGCCUUAGGAAGCAUAACUGGGCAACUUGCCAUCUGCUUCCCCCUCCCCGCAACUUUAUCCCAUCCAGAGCUGUAUGCCUGCUGUGCUCUGUAGAAUCUUCACAGGUAAAAAACAGUUUUCCCAGGUAGGCUUUCCCAGACAGGGAACUGUCUGUUGGACUGUUGGGCCACAUUCACACAAUAUAUUUAAAGCACAAUGAUACCACUUUGAACAGUCAUGGUUUCACUCAAAGGAUUCUGGGAGCAGUAGAUUGCUGAGAGAUGUUAGCAGGCCCGUAUCCUUCCCUAAACUACAGUUCCCAGAGUAGUUUAUCUAACAGUUCGCUCUUCCCAGGAAACUCUGGGAAUUGUAGCUCUGGGAGCGGACUUGGGGUUUCACCUAACAACAGCACUCAGCACCCACCUCAAACUUCAGCUCCCAGAAUCCUUUGAGGAAAGCCAUGACUGUAGCACAAUCCUCUAAAAUUUAAAUAUAUUGUGUGAAUGUGGCCUUGGAUUAGAAUGUGGGGUAUUUGGGUUCACAUAGCCAUGAGUGAAACAGAGGCUGUUUUUCAGUGGUUAGUGUUAAGUUGUGGGUUGACAUAGCAGACGACACAGCGAUUUCUCCAAAGCAGCUCUUUAUUUUGUAAGCUGGAACAGAACUAAACUGAGGAGCUCAGUCAGCAUGCUUAUAUAGAGCUACAGAACAAUUGUAACUGUUGCAACAUUCUAAAACUAUCCAAUCACUGAACAUCACUUUUCGAUCCUUCAUUUGCAUAACUAUCUACAGUAUCCCCCUGCUGGCCCAGGGUGAGAACUUCAGUACAUAACACCCCUCCCCACCGAGAUAAGGCGUUAGUUACAAUCGUAAUGGUUUCCUUAUAUACAGCACUACACGUAAUGGUUCAAUUAGGCACAAAAGCAUAUCGGGUACAUUUCCCAUACUUAGACCAACGGUGAUACAUGUCCAACAACAUAGUCCUUUAAAUUAGUUGGGCGCUUGGAAACUCUGCCAGACUGUCGGGGAUUGGUAGCCAAGUCCGGGGGGCCACACAAUUCUUGCUGAGGCUGUGGUGCGACCCUAGGUGGCAUUGAAACCAAAUCCUCUGGAUCUGCUGCUGUGGGUGGAGCCUCUGCAAGUGGAGUGGUCUGAGCCUGUGGUAAAUCUGGCAGACCCUCUGAAGCGGCUUGGUUCGGCUCCACGCUGGCAGUUUGCGAGGGAGAUGUAGGUGGAGCCUCGCCAUCUGUAAGUGUCUCUUCUGGAGUCACGAGCGCAGUUGGGGGCACCACGGUAGUGUCCAAGUCCCCAACCCUGUGCCUAAGCUGGUCUAUGUGCCGGCGCCACAAGCGUCCGUCUUCGAGUGCCACCUGGUACGAGCGAGGUCCAGUGACUCCCACUACUGUGGCUGGCACCCAAGGAAUGUCCCCCACAUAGUUCCGGGCAAAGACCUGGUUUCCUGGAACAAAUGACCGUGGCGCGUUGGCACAGCCUGGGGGUUCGGCCACGGCAAAGUCUGGGUGCAGCUGGUCAAGCGGUGACCUGAGGCGGCGGCCCAUAAGCAGUUCAGCAGGACUCCGCCCUGUGGCCGCAUGAGGGGUGAUGUGUUGCAUGAACAAGUAUUCGGCGACCCACUCGUGCCAGUCUCCCCGGUCCAGGCGCGCCAGUGCCUCGUUUGCCAAGCGCACCAUUCUCUCCGCUUGCCCGUUGCUGGAUGGAUGAAAUGGUGCCAUUAGCGCAUGGCGGAUGCCCAGCCCCAAAAGAUACCGCUCAAAAGUGCCUGACGUGAACUGCGGUCCGUUGUCGGAGACAAGGACAUGAGGACACCCAUGCGUCGCAAAGAGGCCUCGCAGCACCCGGAUGACGGCCUCGGUAGUGGUGGAGGGCAUCAGGGCCACCUCCAGCCAUUUGGAAUAGGCGUCCACCACUACCAUAAAGGUCCGGCCGUGAAAAGGGCCGGCCAGAUCGAUGUGCACCCUUGACCAGGGUGUCUUUGGCGUCUCCCAGGUGUGUCCCUUAGCUGCCGGUGGUGCAGGCCUCGAUUCUUGGCACGCUUGACAGGCGGACACCCAGGCAGUGAUGGCAUCAUCCAUGUUAGGCCACCAGACGUAACACCGAGCCAACGCCUUCAUUUUGACAAUUCCCGGGUGGCCAACGUGCAGAGCCUCCAGGAUGCAUUGACGGAGUCUUUGGGGAAUCACGACGCGGUCUCCCCACAGCAGACAGCUGCGAUGAGCCGAGAGUUCAUUUUGUCUGGUUGCGAAAGGCUGGAACUCCGAUGCAAAAGGCCCUUGUGGCCACCCCUCCACACCCAGUUGAGCACACGGCUGAUGGUGCGAUCCUGGGCAGAUGCGGAGGCCACAUUGGCAGCCGAUACAGGCGCUGCCGGAAGAUCCUCAAUCAGGAGGAGCGAUGAAGCUGGAGCCGGGUCUUCCACAAACGCUGGAAGAGGGCAACGACUGAGGGCGUCGGCAUGGCCCAUCAAUUUCCCCGGGUGAUGGACGAGCCGGUAGUGGUAGGCAGCCAGGAAAACAGUCCAUCGCAGCAUGCAUGGCGAGAGGACCGGUGGAGUUGGACGAUCACCAGCGAGGAGGCCCAGGAGCGGCUUGUGGUCAGUGAUGAGGUCAAAAGUCCUGCCAUAGAGGUAUUCAUGGAACCUCUUCACUCCAGCCACAAGUGCCAGUGCCUCCUUGUCGAGCUGGCUGUAAUUCCGUUCCGUUGGAGAUAGCAUCCUGGAAAAGUAGGCGAGCGGUGCUUCUCUUCCGUCUGGAAAACGGUGACUAAGGACAGCGCUGAUGCCAAAAGGUGAGGCAUCGCAGGCAAGGACCAGCAGCCUGGAUUCACUGUACUGUACCAGCACACUGUCCGAUGAAAGGAGAGCCUUGACCGUGUUGAAGGCUGCCGUCUCCCGAAGACCCCAGGACCAAGGCGUCUUUGUGCUGAGGAGUCGGUGAAGAGGCUCAGCCACCGUGGCUUUGUGGGGCAGGAACAUGUUAUAAAAGUUCAGCAGCCCCAGGAACGCCUGCAACUCCGUCUUGUUUUUUGGGAUGGGGGCCUGCUGGAUAGUGCAGAUCUUGGAUGUGGUCGGGUGAAGGCCGGAGGCAUCGAUAAGAUAGCCCAGGAACUCUACCUGUGGAACGGCGAUCUGGCACUUCUCCCUCUUUACCUUGAGCCCGGCCUCUUGGAAUCUGGUCAGCACGGCAUGGAGGCGCUCGAACAGCUGCUGGUGUGAGUCUGCGGACACCAAGACGUCAUCAAAAUAUGGUACCACGCCCGGAAGCCCUUGCAGGAGACACUCCAUAAGGCUUUGGAAGAUGCCAGGAGCCACACUCACCCCGAACUGCAACCGGCGGCAACGGAAUGCCCCUCGGUGGGUGACGAUCGUCUUGGCUUCAGCAGUGGCAUCAUCGACGGGCAGUCGUUGAUAGGCUUGGGCAAGGUCCACCUUAGCGAAGACCUUACCCUCACCCAGGGAAUGCAGCAGGUGUUGGACAACAGGAACCGGAUAAGCGUGCUGCUGAAGUGCCUUGUUGAUCGUGCACUUGUAGUCAGCGCAGAUUCUCACCGACCCGUCUGGCUUGACAGGCAUGACGAUGGGGGUUUCCCACUUGGCGUGGUCAACUGGCUCCAAAACUCCUUGGGCGAUCAGCUUGCCCAGUUGUUCGUCCACCUUAGCCUUGAGAGCAAAGGGAACCCAGCGUGGCUUUAGCUUGAUGGGGGCGACUUGUGGAUCAAGGCUAAAGGAGAUGGGCGUACCUGUAUAUUGCCCCAAAGUGCCGUCAAAAACCUUGGCAAAGUCUUUGACCAGACCCUCAGUCUCUGCGUUAGAGAUGCAGUUGAUGCCGGUGACUUCCAGGCCAAGGGCAUCAAACCAGUCUAGCCCUAGGAGGCUUGGCCGCUGACGUUCGACCACCACCAGCCGGAGCAGGCCCGAAAAAUCCUUGAAGGCGAUCCGGAACCAGCCAACGCCUACCACGGGAAUAUCGUUUCCCUGGUAGUCUCUCAGGUGUACGUGGUGAGAGUCGAGUUGCCUUUUGGACACUCUGGGUACCAGUCUUUUGAUGGUGCUCCAAGACACGAUGGACAGGGCAGACCCGGUGUCGCUCUCCAUGUCACAUGGAGCUCCUUCAAUGAGCACCGUGACGUUCAGCUUGCGUCGCGUAGGCGAGUCGGUUUGGCCAAUCAUGGUUCCAGACAGGCAGCGGCAGUUGGUGAGAGUGAAACAGCUUUCCUUGGCAGAUUGGAGUGAAGACUUGGACUUGCGAGUCGGUGAAGGGGGGUGUCAGACGGAGCCGAUCGGCAGACCUUAGCGAUGUGGCCCCUUCUGGAACACUUCCAACAGAUGGCGUCUCUGAAUCGACACAUUCUGGUUGGCCCUUGUACUUCUGUUGGAACUUCCUGCCCUCCCGCUUUGUCUGGUGCAUGUCAUCGUCUUCACUGGAGGAUGCCUCAUCACUGCUGGCCUCUUCGUGAUGCACUGGAACUGGCUUCCUAGCAAGACACGGGCUGCUGGACUUGCGGAUCUCCUGGGCGGAGUGUUCAGCAGCUUCCGAGGCCACAGCCUCCUCAAUGCAAUGGCUUUCUGUAGCGUGAGGUCUGGCUUGGCGAGGAGACGCCGUUGCAGAUGGAUGUUUCGGACCCCACAGACGAUUCGAACCAUCAGGGCAUCGUCUAAGUCUCGGAACUCGCAGUGCAUUGCAGCCUGUCUGAGGGCAGUGGUGUAGUUGUUGAUUGACUCCCCCUCUGCCUGGUUCUGGUGGUAAAACGCAUGGCGGGCAGCAAUCUUGGACGGUUUUGGCACGUAGUGGUUGCGGAGCUUCGCUUGGAUCGUGUCCCAUGGUGUUGCCUGGACUGCUUCAGGCACAACCAAUGCUCGGGCCUUCUCAAACACCUCAGGCCCACAGAGGCUGAGGAAUAGGCCCCACUUCCGUUCCUCUGAUACUGCUGUCAGCUAGUUGGCUUGGAGGUAGCAGUCGAACCGAGCGAGGUAGGAGUCCCAUGAUUCAGAGGCUGGGGCAAACAGCGGUAGCGGCACAAGUGAAGCCAUGAUUCCGAUGCCGGGGUGAAGGGCGAUGGAUGGAACACAGUGCUCUAGCCAAAACAGUCAGCUCUGAAUUGGUUCUGUCCAGUGAUUUCGCUCUGUGAUUUCGCUCUGUGAUUCAGCUCAGUUCAGAGGAUGGCUGCAUCUGGCUGUGCUCUGAUGUCCAUCGAUCCCACCUUCGUCGCCAGUGUUAAGUUGUGGGUUGACAUAGCAGACGACACGGCGAUUUCUCCAAAGCAGCUCUUUAUUUUGUAAGCUGGAACAGAACUAAACUGAGGAGCUCAGUCAGCAUGCUUAUAUAGAGCUACAGAACAAUUGUAACUGUUGCAACAUUCUAAAACUAUCCAAUCACUGAACGUCACUUUUCGAUCCUUCAUUUGCAUAACUAUCUACAGUAUCCCCCUGCUGGCCCAGGGUGAGAACUUCAGUACAUAACAGUUAGAGUGCCUACUUUGCAGGCACAAAGUCCCAGGUUCAGUUCCCAUCAUGCAGAGUUGGGAAAGGCAAAUGUCUGAAACCCUGGCGAAUGCCUCCUACCUGCAAAAAAAGACCCACUCUAAUAUGGAUUGAGUGUGCUCCGUAGCCAUGGAGUGUUGAACUUCAGUUGAGAACUAUGAGGAAACUGACAGGUGAGGGGAAGGGGAUGCUGGGAGAUGGAGCAACUUAUCAAUGAGGAACGAUUGCAGCUCUUUAGGAUGUUUUAGUUUAGAGAAGAGGCAAGUAAGUGGCAACGUGAUACAAGUGUAUAAAAUGAUGCAUGGAAAGGGGCUAGAGAAAAGUUUUUUCUUCCUCUCUCCUAACACCAGAAAUGGUGGGCAUCCUAUGAAGCUGGACAGGACAGGCAAAAGAAAACACACCUUCCCACAGCACAUGGUUAAACUAUGGAAUGGCCACCAACUUGGAUGGCUUUAAAAGAGGAUUAGGCAAAUUCAUGGAGGAUAAAGCUAUCACUGGCUCCUGAACACGAUGGUCAUUAAGAUGAUGAUGAUAUAUUAUUUAUACCCCACCCAUCUGGCUGGGUUUCCCCAGCCACUCUGGGCGGCUUCCAACCGAAUAUUAAAAACAAUACAGCAUCAGACAUUAAAAACUUCCCUAAACAGGGCCGCCUUCAGUUGUCUUUUAAAAGUAAAAUAGUUGUUUAUUGCCUUGACAUCUGGUGGGAGCGCGUUCCACAGGGCAAGUGUCACUACCGAGAAGGCCCUCCUGGUUCCCUGUAACCUCACUUCUCGCAGUGAGGGAACCGCCAGAAGGCCCUUGGUGCUGGACCUCAGUGUCCGGGCUGAACUAUGGGGGUGGAAACACUCCUUCAGGUAUACAGGACCGAGGCCUUUUAGGGCUUUAAAGGUCAGCACCAACACUUUGAAUUGUGAUCGGAAACGUACUGGGAGCCAAUGAAGAUCCUCCACUGUCACAGAAAGCAUGUGUCUGAAUACCAGGUGCUGGGAAUCACAAGGAGGGAGAGCGCUGUUGUGCUCAGGUCCCGCUUGUGAGCUGGUUGUCCACUGUAAGAACAAGAUGCUGGGCUAGAUAGACCAUUGGCCUCAUCCAGAUGGCUCUUCUUAUGCCAGAUUUAAGCUUUUUAUGGCUGUCAGGAACCCUAAAGAGCAGUACACUGCAACAUUUGCUGUAGAUCCCACUUAUGAAGCUCAAAAGACAACAAGCAUGCCCUGGCAACCAUUGGCACUUCUCAGCCAAUCACAUUUCAGCGAAGGAGGAUAUGAGAGAAUGCCUCUUCAAACCCUGAGGGGCAAUAAUGUUCCAAGGCACAUUCACCUCUGUGGAGCCAGCCAGCCAGGGCUUCCUAUGAUAUCAUCAAAAACAAGGCGCAACACUCUUGACUUGACAGCCUGGCUCUAUCGCAUGAAUGACCCUGGAAGAGGCGCUGUCAACAAAGCACAAAUCUUCCUGUCGCCUUCGUCAUGUUCUCAGAGCAAAAGUAGCCAGUGCUUCUAGGUCAAAAGCAAGGAGGUUAGAAGAUCUGGGGUGGGUGGAACAAAACGGCUUGGCAUCUCAUGCUGUCAUAUGAGGCUUCUGUAGUUUAGGCAUCUUGCUAAAGAACUAUUGUUGUUUACAUAUUAGGAUUCUGGAAGCUUAGUAGGGGAAAGGGCUCCCCAUCGAGGCCCAAUCAGUGGCUGGGGAAUUGAAAAGUUUCUUCUGCCCUAGAUUCUGUGUAGGUCUUGGUUGGGACAGGAAAUUAAUCACAGAUCAGACUGGCUCCCCCAAUGCGUCUCCCCCUGGCCCCAAUAUCCUGAGUGUCAUAUGUUUCCCAUGGGUUGCCUCACCCCGGUGGGAUAUUAAUCGACAAGAGAACUUCUCAGGAAAUAUAUUGCAGAUGUCGAAUGCCAAUAUGAUCUAGGCUUAAAGUCAAAUCACACGUUCAUUGACAAAGCACUCUAGCCCUAUAAACCAGCAAGCACUUCCCCUGCCCCUUUAAUGUGCUCUCUGUUCAAAAACAGAGCCUUUUUUCUGAACAGGCCUAAGUUAGUCACGUUCAUUAGUUUCAAUGGGUCUCCUCUGUGUAGGACUAGCAUUGGCUACAACCAGAGUGAGAAUGUAGAGAAGACACUUCCGCUUGCUCUGGAGGGAUAGGGCAAAUGAGAUAGGGCAGCGGUGGCAGAGGCAGAAAAGUGUAGGCUCACCCAAGACAGCAGGCGCUCUGGAGGCAUCUUGCCAAAGGUGCCCACAGAAACUGGAUUAAACAUUGCCAACUACUCUUGUGUAGUCGGCAGGUACUGAGCAUUCCAUUUUUGAUAUGAAACUUUUUUUGGAUUGUGUGUGUGUGUGUCACAGGGUCUCCACACUUCUAUUACGAGGUUCCGUCCAUCAGUAGCCCUGUGCCUCCCUUUCUCCCACAGGCCCAGGUGAAGCUUUUCAAGGGUUGACUGUCAAAAAGAUGGCGCAUUGUCAGGGCCAGCCCACUCAUGAGGCAAGGUGAGGUGACCGCUUCAGCUAGCAGGAUCCAUAGGGGCAGCAGAUCCAGCCUUCAAGGAAUGCAUUGUCUGCUGAUGGUGGUGUGGUGGCAGCAAUGGCUGUGGCAUGCUCCUUGGAGGCCUCUCAGCUGGCCUCUCAGCAGCAGCCCCCAUGCCACCUCUACAGCAGCCUCUUGGUAAAUGGGAGGAACUGCUGAUCUCCUCCCACCCCUGGGGAGAAAAUGGCAGGGGCUGGUCUCUUGGGCUCUGUCCUACCCAGUUGUGAUCCAGCGUGGGCUCAGUUCUCUCCCAUAACAGCCUUUGAUUCCCACUUUGAUUCAGGUAAGGUUGAUUCGAUUCCUUGCCCUUUUUUCCAGACAUAGAUAUCUAUUCCAUGCUUGUCCCUGAUGGAGAUAUUUAUUCUCCCCUUGUUCUUCACUCACCCCCUUUUCUCUGGCUGGGAGUGUGGCAUUUUGUGGUUCGCCUCAGGUGCCAAAAUGUCUUGGGUCGGCCCUGUGCAUUGUCCUGCCCAGUUGGCUUCCAUUCAGACAUCGCUUAAUAGUGUCAGGCCACCAUCAGGUCCCGCAGUAAAUUGGCCUUUAAUUGCCUGCCUUUUGUUGGUCCCCAGACGUCAGUGAGAAUCAUUACAGCUAAUGGCGAGGGGGCCAUCUGAUUUCCUGGCUCACAUAUUCUUACAAAGUUGAGCCUUAAUUUCCGGGAAUCGGGAAGGAGCCCAAUUAUGACAAACUUGCUGAAAGCAAGGAGCGGUGGGGUGGGGUGGAGGGAAGCAAAGUAGAAUGAGAAUUCAAAUGGGUACCCUCUCAUUGCAUAAUCUACUCCCCUCUCCCCAGGAAAACAUCCCAUCUCCAGUCUUGGGUGCUUUUGCCUAGUUAUAAUGUGUCUUUGAACUCUGGACACAUAACUCCUUGCUUAUCUCAAUGGAGGAUAGGGAGGAGUUGGUGUGCAUACAGAGUGAGCCUACUGCACAAAGCUACAAUUCACACUCCUUGCUCCACCAACCUUUGCACUUGUUCCUGCCCACCAUCAGCAUGCGGCCCCUGCAAGGCCGCCCAGAAUGCAAUGCGGCCCUCUGGCAGAAAAAGUUCCCCCUCCUCUGUUGCACAAUUCCUGCUUUUUAUAAUUAAAACCAGCCUGACUGUGAGAUCAAAUUCCAGGAUGAAUUCCUGGUGAGCUGCACAUUUAGCAAAUCCCUCCUUCUAUUCAAGACAGUGUAGAGUGGUCUUCCCAAGCAAGUUUCUCUUCUAGGUAUUGACCUUAGCGAGUUGAUGUUGUGUCCUCCCUAGGAUCCAGUAGACAGAGUGAGGUCCUUAGGCUUGGAAGUGAAUUUCCAACUUUUCCUGCAGUUCUGCAGUUCCUUCAUCAAAGCCAGCAUAUGUCGUAGGAGUGAUUCAACUCAACCAUGCAACUGAGUGUCCAGAAAGGUCUUAUUAUUAUUAUUAUUAUUAUUCACCGUAACAGGGACAGGAGCAAUAGAGUUAGAUCUGCAGCCACUUCCUCCCCAGUGAUAUGAGAACACAGAACAACCGCCGCAACCAGCAACCAUUUGCCGUCUGAUCUGGCAUAAUCUCAUCUCCGUCACCUCUUGAGCUCAUCUCCUUCCAUCAACAGCUUUGCUGUCUCAGAUGGAUCAUUUCAAGGAACAGGGCUGGCUGUUCACGACCUUUUGCACAGGGUGGUUUGGUGAUGUAUCCAGGAAAGUGGCAAUUAGGCUGGGAAACAAAGCCUGUAAGUGAUGCCAUGCGCCAGCUGCCCCCUGCCGCCCCCACGGCUGCUCCCAGGGCACUGAAGAACAUAGGUCAUAGAACAUAGGAGGCUGCCUUCUACUGAGUCACACCACUGACUCAUCUAGCUUAGUACUAUCUUCUCUGACCAGCAGCUGCUCUCCAGGGUUUCAGUUAGAGGACAACCCGACUUGGAAAUUGAACCUGGGAUCUUCUGCAUGUAGAGCAGACACUCUGCCACUGAGUGAUAGCCGUUCCCCAAACCCUGGGAAGAUCUUGGGGCAAAGGAAUUCCUCAUAAUGGGUGGCAGUACUGGAGAUGAACAAAUCUCCCAAUUUUGGAUUCUCUUAGAUUCUCAUUUUUUCCAACCUAAAAUUUGGUUCUCAAAAUACCGUAUUUUUUGCUCUAUAAGACUCACUUUUUCCCUCCUAAAAAGUAAGGGGAAAUGUGUGUGCAUCUUAUGGAGCAAAUGCAGGCUGCACAGCUAUCCCAGAAGCCAGAACAGCAAGAGGGAUCGCUGCUUUUGCUGCGCAGCGAUCCCUUUUGCUGUUCUGGCUUCUGAGAUUCAGAAUAUUUUUUUUCUUGUUUUCCUCCUCCAAAAACUAGGUGCGUCUUAUGCUUUGGUGCGUCCUAUAGAGCGAAAAAUACGGUAGAUUUACAGUUUUCCUUAAAUUCCCCAUGGAAAUUCAUCGGUAAUUUAGUGCGAUUUUCUCCCAAUCUACAUAUUUUUGGCAUGCACAUUUCAUAGAAUUGUAGAAUUGGAAGGGACAAUAAGGAUUAUCUUGUCCAACCACAUGCAAUACAGGAAUCUUCCUUUUCUUUUUUCUGCCCCAUGUGGGGCUUGAACCCACGACCCUGAGAUUAAGAGCCCCAUGCUUUACCAGCUGAGCUAUCCAUCGCUGAUUCAUGGGAACAGGCACAGGCCGCCAAGGUAGACUUUUACCCUGCCCUCCUGCCCAUCAGAUGAUGUCACAAGAGACAUCAGUUAACAGAUGGGUGUAGUUUGGGGGAAAUGGCCCUCUGGGGUGGAGGUUUCCCAUCCCUGCACCAUACCAUCCCGCUUCUUCAGAAAAACUGGGACAUGUGUCCUCUGGGACGUGCUCCUGGGCAAGUCCCAUGACAAUGUGUGCCUUUUUUCAAUGUGAUCUCUGCCCCCUUUUUUCUGGAGCACUUGGCAGGUAUGCUGCACUACAACUUGCUGGCAGAAAUGUCUUCUGAGAAAUUUUGGCUCAGCUUUAAUUGAAAUAUAGGGGUAUCCCAGACUUUCUUUCUAACGUGUGUGAGGGAGGCUCUCCAUCUCCACCCAAUGCACUUUGGCCCUUCGGUGCUUCCCCAUCAUUUCUUCCUUCCUUCCUUCCUGGUGCCAACCUUGCUCCACACCCAAUGGUGCCACAGCCCCGUCCAGCGUGCGUAAGAAUCAGACACACACACCCCAGCAGCUCUUACCACCAAUCAACACCUACGCCAGGGGGCAUUUCAUUAGCUUAUUCCGAUAGCAUGUUAUUAUUGCCAUUGGCUGAUGCAUCUCUUAGCAGGACAACGAUUAACAAUGUCUGAUAGCUUAUGUCAACAGCCGGAUUGUUUCAAUUUAUGGGCAAUAAAUUGGGUGCCAACUUGUAAGUCAUUACCCAUGAGCUUGGGCUUUAUUUGAGUGAACUUUACACAGAGUUGCUAAACUGUAGCAUUAGGAAAUGAGCUUGGGUCAUUUUGGCCGAAUCGCAAUAUUAAAUAAGAGAACUAAAACACAAAAGCGGGAUUAACAGAUGCCCAAAAAACAACACAAUUUUUUAAAAAACCAAUUUUUUUAACAAAUGCAAUGAAAACAGGAAAAGUCAUUGAUGAUGUCAUUGAAGGCAUUGAAGGCAUUAUAGCAGUCUUUAAAUGCCUGGAAGGCUAACAGGCAGAGCAGGGGUUCUCAGUCUUUCUAUCCUCAGGGUCCUCUUGAGAUAGCUGAAAAUUACCAAGGCCCACUAGUCACAAAAUGGUGGUGCAGGGGCAGAGACAGUCACAAAAUGGCGGCAGGUGGCGGAAGAGCUUGGCAUCCUUUUCUGCUGACAACCUGAUCCACCUUUGAAAACAUUGCUAAAUUCUUUGCUGCGGUGAUUUCCUUGCACAGAGAUCCUGAGUUCCAUUUUCCUCAAGAAAAGUGUGCUCUUUUUCUGUGGAGGUAUUUUGACUUGGUCUUUUCAUGUCAAGCAAAUCCAGAGACUCUAAGCGAAGAAGGCUUUUUUGCUUUUACAUUUCCCCCUUAAAAGUAUUUUUACCCCUGUCAUGUAUUUUCUUCUCCCAUUCUCCUUGCACAUUCAAAUUGUUACUUCUCCCCCACUCACCCAACUGCCAAGUUCUUCCGUUCCUCCUCCCUCGUUCUUUCACAUUACGGUACUUCUUUCUCCUCUAACAGCUUUCCUUAGAGCGUGAGAAGAGCUUGCUGAAUUGGGCCAAUGGUGAAUCAAAAAUCUGCUAGCAGGUUUGGACCACAGCUUCCAUCAUUAAUGAACGUUGGCCAUGAUGGCUGGGCCUGAUGGGAGUUGGAUGUUUAGCAACCUCUGAAGGGAUCCAGGGUGGGGAAGGAUGGGUCAGCCCUUGAGCUUUAUGGCUCAACAGGAAUUCAAGGUGUCUUCUUAUAGGUCCAUCUUUCUCUGCACCACAGCCCAGGCUCUCUCUGCCUCUCAAGCUUGUCAUCACAAGGAAUUCACUCACCUGUUCACUUGGGGGGAGGGGCAACCUCCUGAUAUCUCCAGAACCAGUUUGUAUUAAUAUUUCAUAUGGAAGGAUGUUUGCAGAACAGUUUAUCUCCUUGCUGCUUUAUACAGAGGCUGUUGUAUUGAAGUUUUAUUGUAUUUGACCAUGUGCCUUACUGUCUGAUAACAUUGUUAUUUUAUUGCUUUAUGCUUUGAACUGUGAUUUUUAAUGAAGGGUGGUAUAGAAAUUAAUUGAGCAAAUUAGGGCACAGUCACGCAAAGUAGAGCACAGAGACAGUAACCCAGUCACGGAAAAUAAAUCUUAUUGAUUUCACCCCUUCUGUCUUCUGAGAUUUCAGCAGGCAUUUUGCACACGCUUUUCAGUACAUCUUUGUCCACAAGGACUAGAAACCUGCCUUAAAAAGCAAGCAGGUAUUCUGUGCAACUGGAAUCCUGUGCUUCCUUGCACCCCUUUUGAUGUGGUUCACCAGAAUGGUGGAAUAUAUGUACAAUUGUGUUUAUAAAAUGCACAUUGCUUCUCUCGGGAACUGCAUUGCAAACUUCGGAGGAGUGUGAAUUUUGAAGGAAGACUGUGUUUUUGUAGGUGGAGGUCAACCACCAUACCCCAGCACUGUGGUUCUGAUCUGAAUCUAAAAACUCAAUGCUCAGAUAUUAAGAGACAGCUGCAGAGAGGGAAAGAAAGUGAGUGAGUGUGAGAAAGGGCAGAUCCACACCAUGCCUUUAAAGCACACCCAGCACACAUUUAAAGCACACAACUCCCCCCAAAGAAUCCUGGGAAAUGUAGUUUGUCAAGGGUGCUGAGAACUGCAUCUCUGGGAGGAGGAAACUACAGUGGAUCUAUCCACAGUGAGAGUGAGAGGGAAAAGAUAGGCCUACUCCUAUGCGUAGGAAGUUUGUUUGAGCUACCCUACAUAUUGCCCCUAGAAGAAGCAAAUCAAGAGGUCUGCCAUGCGUCACCGAGUCUCAGACAGGUGCUUUCGUAGAAGUGGCAGCUCCUUUGUGUCUCUCGAAGCGGCUUUCGCAAGCGUCCGCUCUGUAAAGAAGAGAAAGAACAGAGAGAAAUAACCCGUGCGCAAAUCUGCAAGAUUCAGAGCUCCCAUUUCCAAAGCAAACAGCAGUUCUGAGAUGGAAAAGAGUUUCCUCUGGAGUCCAAGCAGGCCCCCUGCCACUGUUUGGGGGCUAGCAUUUGUUAUGGAAAAUGGUUGUGUGUGUCCUCCCCUGCCAUCACAACGACCCCCAUCCAUCCUUGCGCUUACUCAAAGGGUUUAUUGACCUUGUUUACAGACAGCUCCAAAUAUUUCUCCUAUCUCUCAUUUUCGUCUUAAAGUUGCCGUUCUGAUCCCAUUCCCUAGCCUGGGACAAACAAUGCAGUGAGUCUAGCCAUCUGCUGCUCUCUGUCCAGUCUGUCCAGAGAGUCAUACUGACUAAGUACUUCUGCCAAGCGUCCAAUGAAGGUGCUGCUGCUGCUGCUGCUGCUGGAACUCCCAAUGUUAAUCUGAGAAAUUCAUCUCUCUUUCUAGAGUCAAGCGGGUUGCGUGGCAAGACCCUCAAGCUGACCCCCCCAUUAAGAUAAAUAAAUUCACACGGACAGGGAUAUUUUGUUUAAGGUUUCUGGGCAAAAAUUUGGCCACAACUUUAUUGAUUACAGGAAUGAGAGCGGUAUUGGCUUAGGCAUUGGCAAGACUAUAUCUGACUCCUGUCCCCUUUGCAGGAAGUCUGUAAGGGUAAGGCACCCAAAGGGAAAUUGCUUCGGGGGAACCCGCCUCCAUCUCUCCUGGUGUUCCCAGGCAUGGCCCUCACCCUUCAAGCGGACCUCGGACAGGAACCAGGCCACGGCUUCCUUUAACGAAAUACCCUUGAAACUGGAGGGGCAGGUGAUGGCCAACCUCCCCUCCCCCAUUCACAAUAAGCCAAUGCCUAACCGCCAAACCUUACAAAGUUGUGAUGAUUGCUAAGAGGUAGGCAAAAACCAAGUGGCCUGUGCCAAAUUGCCAGAUGGGAAAAAUUCCUACCUGGCCCUCAACGCGAAGCAGGAGCCUGGCACAUGCCGUGCUGCUGCUUUUAUACUUUCCCCCACUAUCACCCUUUGACAUGAUUGGGCAAUAGCCCUGGGUAAUUGUGGUGCCACCCCGCCAUGCGUGCGUUAGUUCCACCCAUGCUGAGGGGGGAGAACCAGGUUGAGAGCCUGCCCGCAAACAGGACCAUCUAUUAAGGUGAUCCCAUUUAGAGCAGCGACAAUAACAUUUCCUGCUCAGCCACAAACCUUGCUGUGUGUCUCUAGACCAGUCACCGGCUCUCAGCCUCACCUACCUCACAGGCUUGUUGUUGUGAGAACAAAAGUGUAGGGUUCUUGCAUUCCAGCCUGCGUUGCCCAUGCUCACAUGGGCAUUGUGCCACCGAGCCUCAGGUGAAGAGAGCCAACAGGUGUGAAGGGCAGCUGUGCUCAUGUGCCACUUGUGGGUUUCCUGGAAUCUUUGGCCUGUAGGGCUGGCCCUGUCGUGAGACAACUUCAGCCUCUGCAUGCCCCCUGCAGUCAAGUGCCACCUUCACACCACAUGCUGCAGCCACCACCACAUGCCCACCUCCGAAAACAAUGUCUGCCACCUCCAUGGAAGCACAGGCACCAUCCUGUUGUCAUCACUGCGGCGCUGGAGGUCGCUCACUGCGCCAUCAUGACACCCACAGUGGGCACUGAGCGCCCACAGUGUGGGGCCCAAGUCAGCGCCCCUGUCCAUGGGGACUAGUAUUUGCCAGGCUGAGGCCUACCCAGAUGGGUGGGGUAUGAAUAAUAAAAUUGUUAUUAUUACUCCUACUCCUCCUGUUUUUCCCUUUACCUCAUGGCCUUGAUCCUUCUUAGGAACGGACCUUUCGCCAGCACAGACCGCCAGGAGGGGCAAAAAGAAGAUGGGAAGGGGAAAAAAGCCAAUGAUUGCCCAGGGCAUGGUGCCAAGUGUGCCAGGAUGGUUUAUGCCAGCAGGCUGGUGCUGGACCAGUGCCCAUAUCACUCUGUCCAAACAUAUGGCUGCAGGCUUUGUAAACCAAAAGUGCCUGUUGACCUUUUCUGGGGAUGCUGCCAGGCUGGAAGAGAUUGUUAUAGAUCAAAGCCAACUCUGGAACGAGCUGAUUCUUGCAGUUGGCACAAAGAGAGAGAGAGAGAAUAAAGUAACACCCUAUUAAUAGAGAUGGGGAAUUGGGUGUAAUGCUAAAGAAUUCCUACCAGCCAUUUGUAGGAAUGCAUCGUCUUCUCCUGUGACACUUAGCCCGAAUUAUUGUGUAGGAACACAGGAAGCUGACCAGGCCUGGUUUUCGGUUUGAUGAGGCCCUAAGCUACUGAAGGUAAUGGGGCCCUUUAUAUGUCCAGCUGUCCUUUGUCAACAACAAAUUGUCGCUGUUUUUUGUGUUGAAUAUAUGCUAUAUGGUAAUGUAUCGACCUGUAGGGACGCGGGUGGCACUGUGGGUUAAACCACAGAGCCUAGGGCUUGCCGAUCAGAAGGUCGGUGGUUUGAAUCCCCGCGACAGGGUGAAAUCCCGUUGCUUGGUCCCUGCUCCUGCCAAUCUAGCAGUUCGAAAGCACGUCAAAGUGCAAGUAGAUAAAUAGGUACUCCGGUGGGAAGGUAAACGAUGUUUCCGUGUGCUGCUCUGGUUCAUCAGAAGCGGCUUAGUCAUGCUGGCCACAUGACCCGGAAGCUGUACGCCGGCUCCCUCAGCCAAUAAAGUGAGAUGAGCGCCACAACCCCAGAGUCGGCCACAACUGGACCUAAUGGUCAGGGGUCCCUUUACCUUUACCUUUAAUGUAUGGACCUAAUAGGUAUCUAAAGCCAUCUGCACAUCACAAAAUAUGUAUUUUAUCAAAGUAAUUGCUGAACUGAAAUACAAUUAAGAAGUAUACUAAUAGUGAAAUACAAUUAAGAAGAAGUUUAUUAAUAGUGAAAUAAUGAUUAAGCUCUAACUUAAAAUGAUUGGGGGCCCAUUACUUACAUAGUAGGAGCCUACACAACAGAAAACAAUGUUGCUGUAUGUAGGUUUUAUUUUAUUUUAUUUUAUUUUUAUCUUAUAUUUUGGAAAUGUACAUCCAGUUUUAUUUCACCUUUAAAUUUUUGGAGGGCCCCCAAGAGACAGUGGGGCCCAAAGCUAUAGCUUGUUUAGCUUACACGUAAAUCUGGCACUGAAGCAGUGGCAUCUGUGGCUCCAUGCUAAGCUGUAAGAAGCUAUCCCUUCUUGCACACAGGGCUGGCACAUCCGCAAGGCAAGGUGAGGUGACUGCAGGAUCCACAGGGGCAGCCUGUUGCUGCCACAGUGGUCGUGACAGCUGUGUCGUGUACUUUGGAAGACAGAUCUGCUUUCUCCUUGGCAGCCCCCCCCCCCAUGCUGCCACUACAGCGGCUGCUUGGUGAAUAGGAGGCGCUGCUGGUCUCUUCCCACCCUUGUUUCCAAUGUAGAGCUUCACUCGCUCCUUCUGCUUUUUAUGGUGCUGGUUUUUAUGAGGCCCUAGGAAUGAAGAAUGUCCUUGUGUGCAUCCCUCGAAGGAGCCAGUUCAGGCCCCAGUGCAGAACUGAGAAAACAGGGAUGAAUAUGGUAAGGAGCAAAGCCUGGGAGUUUUAUAGAUGCUCUGGCAUCUCCUCUCAGAGCAAGGUUUCCUCAGACCUUGCUUGGAUAACCUUCAGCCACCAUGGCGUGUAAAAUCAAUGCAGAGAAGAAGAAGUCCAGUUUUAAUACCCUUAAACUACUGGGCUUCCAGACUUGGGGAGGAGAAAAAUGUAAAGAAGGAGGCAGAGGCACCAGCCCCAGGGAAGGAAAGAGACAUUAUUUUAUUUUAUUUUAUUUUAUUUUAUUUAAUCCAUUCCAUUCUAUUUUACUUAUUUCACAGAAUUUACAUGCCACUUGGUUGUUAAAAACAAACAAACAAACCUCAAAGCAGUUUGCAGCCAUUAGGAACAACAAGAGUGGAGUCAGCUAUGCAGUUGCAAAUAAAACAUUUUAAAUGUGUUGUGAAGUGCAAUAUACAAGUGUGACACUAGAUGGCGAAAGUGAGCUAUGCAAAAUGCAAUGUAUUUUUCAAAAUGUUUUUAAUAGGCUUUUUCACAAUGUUUUUUAAAAAUAUGUGUGCAGAUUCCACCAGCGUAGCCCCAUCUGCACUUUCUUUAUUUAUUUAUUUAUUUAUUUAUUUAUUUAUUUAUUUAUUAUUUCUAUAACACUCUUCAUCCAAAGAUCCCAAGGCACUUUACCAUAUAAAGACACAGAAAUACAUACCACAGUAACAAACAAAACCAAUACACCCUCAACAGUUUAAUUAGUCAAAGGUCUAGAAGAAGAGGAAUGCCUUUGGCUGGCAACUAAACUAUACAUAAUGAAGGCACCUGGUGAGCUUCCCUGGUGAGCGCAUUCCACAUGCAGGGAGCCAGUGCAGAAAAGGCCUGUUAUUGUGCUGCCACCCCCCCCCCAGACCUCACAAGGAGGAGGCUCACGAACAAGGGCCUCAGAUGAUGGUUGCAGGGUCUGAGUUGCUUCAUAUGUAGAGAGAGGUGGUCCUUGAGGUAUUUUGGUCCUGAGCCAUUUAAGGCUUUAUAGGUCAAAACCAGCAUUUUGAAUUGGACCCGGAAACUAAUUGGCAGCCAAUACAGUCAGGCCAGGAUCAGUGUAAUAUGCUCAAACCAUCUUACCCUGGUGAGCGAUCGAGCCGCCAAAUUCUGCACCAGCUGAAGUUCCCAAACCAUCUUCAGGACAGCCCCACACAUUGCAGCAAUCUAACCUUUAGGUUACCAGAGCACAGACAACAGAAGGUAUGCUAUCCCUGUUCAAACAGGGGUGGGCCACAAACAGAAGCUGAUGGCAGGCACUCUGCCCCACAGACACAAUGAUACCAAUUUAAACAGUCAAAAUCCUGGGAACUGUAGUGGAUUAAGGAUGCUAAGUGUUGUCUGCACACCCCUAUUGCCCUUACAUUCCCAGAGUAAUGUAAAAAAUGAACUCUGAGAACUGUAGUCCUCUGAUAGGAAUAGGGGUCUCCUACAGCUCUCAGCACCCUUUGAGGGAAGCUACGUCUGUUUAAAGUGGUAUGAUACAGCUUUAAAUGAAUGGUGCAGAUGGGGACCUUAAAGACAGAGAAUAAACCAGGCAUGUGUUAUUUCCCAAGUAUCCACAGCAGAAAACUCCUGAACCAGAGCAGUCAGUCUGGCAGAGAUUGGAACAGGCUGGCACAGAAAGAUUGGCUCCAGACCUACCAAGGCUGACAAAUAAAUGCUGGGUUUGAUUGGCUGCCCUAUCAAUUUCUCCCUGGCUCACAUGUAUUGCAAAGCAAAUAAAAAAUAAAUAAACUUUCUUCACCUAUUCUUGGCUGACUUCCAGUCCCUGGCUGGAUUACAUCUUGUCUGCCCUACACAGGAUCGCUGCGGGGGGUAAAUUCGGAGGGUGGAUUGAAAAUGGUUGGCGAAGCAAACAGAGAAGCAGAUGCUCUGGUUGCCAUCUUGUCUCAGCAACCUUCAGAUAUAUCGCAGGUCUUAUCCACAACCUUUCAGUGUGUGUGUGUGUGAGAGAGAGAGAGAGAGAGAAUGAGUGAGAAUAAAUCCAGUUCUCAUUUAAAGGCAAACCUACAUAAUUUGCACUUUCUGAAAUAAUACCUGAGCAAACACAGCAUCCUUUGAAAUUUGCCAAUCUCUGUAUUUUGAGAUGCUGUUCUUUACCCAACUCAUAUGUAUAAAGCCGGAACACACUGGAACUCAGUUCCGGCACCUCUCAGGUGGGUGCCAUUGUCAUUCUAAGAGACUGAGGGAGUUCACGAUGAGUUCUGGCACCUCUUUUUCUAGAAAAAUAGCACUGCAUAUACUCAGGCGAGGUGUGCAUAAGAAUGCACCCAUUAGUGAAAACAGCAGACCAAAACCCAUUAUGGAAAGGAAAGCUGCUUUGCAAAAAUGUGCCAUAGUUAUCUAUAUAUGUGCAUAUUAGGAAUUUGCACUAAAAUGCUGGUGAACUUCCACAACAUUUUUAAAAAGGAAAUGUCUGAGGGCAACCGCUCAGCAUCAGAUUUAUUUCCCCUCCUCUUUCAUUCUCCUCACAAACGGCUUCUCUCACACACCUUAUCUCCCCACACAGGUGAAAAAGCAUCUGGCAUGCCUUCUGGUGUUUACCUCUCCAUCUACCUGCUCACCAUCCUGACGGGCUUUCCCACCAACCUUCUGGCCCUGUAUGCCCUCAUCAAGAAGCUGAAGACCAAGGCCACACCCAACUGUGUCCUUCUCCUCAACCUCACUGUUUCUGACCUCUGCUUCCUGGCUUUCCUGCCCUUCAAGGUGGCAGAGGCGGUUGCCGGGCAGUGGCCUCUCCCCGCUCCCCUAUGUCCCCUCAGCGGCCUCUUCUACUUCAGCACCAUCUACUCCAGCACCCUCUUCCUCACGGCGGUGAGCGUGGAGCGCUACCUGGGCGUGGCCUACCCCAUCCACUACAAGCUGAGGCGCCAUUCGGCUUACGCGGCUGUGGCCAGCCUCGGCCUCUGGGCCUGCUCCUUUGCCCAUUGCAGCAUUGUGUACAUCACUGAGUUUCAGCACAACAAUACAGAGCCAGACAACGGCUCCCAUAAGAACUGCUACAAGAACUUCACAGAUGUCCAGCUCGCCAUCCUGCUCCCUGUCCGCCUGGAGCUUGGCAUCGUCCUCUUCCUGGUCCCAUCCUUGCUCACUUGCUUCUGCUACUUCGGCUUCAUGAGGAUCGUGAUCUCCUCGCCGCACAUCCGCAGGAGCAAAAAGCAGCGAGCCGUGGGGCUGGUGUCGGCCACGUUAGCCGUCUUCAUUGUCUGCUUCUCGCCUUACAACAUCUCCCACGUGGUGGGCUUCAUCCAGUGGGAAGAUCCACGGUGGAGGGAUGAGGCCUUGCUGCUCAGCACUUUCAAUGCCAGCUUGGAUCCGGUCAUCUUCUACUUUUCUUCCUCUGCAGUGCAACGUUCAUGCUGGGGCUUCCUGACCCGGGUAGAGAGGGUCUGUGCCUUGCCUUCAGUGAUCCGCAAGGUGUUCUAUAGAGAGAGUGAAAAACUGGGGAGAGCAGGUCCCCAGGAGGCAGUUUGCUGUUCCAGGUUAUGACCAUCUACAUCUAUGGACAUGCCCAGAGACUGAGACUUUCUUUGUGGGCCAAGCAGAUACUACAACAUUUGAUUUAAGUCUGACAGAAAUGGCUCCAGGCCUCCGAAACUGAAAUCUCAGUAUCAUGCACCUCUGCAGUUUCUGCACCUCUGAGGCUAGCUGGACUGUGCCCAGAGAAGCUCCAUAAGUCCUUUUCCACGCUGGGUUGAGGAAUCAUAGAAUUGUAGAGUUGGACAUCUAGUCUAACCCCUUGCAAUGCAGGAAUCUUUUGCCCAACAUGGGGCUCGAACCCACAACCCCGAGAUUAAGCCUCUCCCCUCUUGGUUCUUGGAGGCUAGAAGUAAUGAUGGGUGAGAGCCACUUCCCUCCAGUUUUAUUUUGAAUAUGUUUUGAAGAAAAUAAGUGUAAUUUGGUGAGUGCAUGUAGGAUGCAAGCUCAUUCUGACUAGGCACCACUGUCAUGAGCUCCACAAGGCAUGGGGCUCUCCCUUCUCCAUUCAUUGAGCUCCCAUGCCACCCAUGAGCUUCCCCCCAUCUCUUGCUUCUUGUCUGUUCCCCAAAGUCAGCCAGUGGUGAAUGUGGCUUACAAGGCCUCCACUAGGUCCUAGGCCAGGCAUAGGUGAACUCGGCCCUCCAGAUGUUUUGGGACUACAACUCCCAUCACCCCUGACCACUGGUCCUGUUAGCUAGGGAUGGUGGGAGCUGUAGUCCCAAAACAUCUGGAGGGCCGAGUUCGCCUAUGCCUGCCCUAGGCACUGCUCUGAUAGUUAUGGAGGAGACAAAUAAAUCAGGAGCCAUGAGAAAUGUUCCCAUAGCUCCUGAUAUCCUGGAUGCUGCUCCACAUGUUCCUAGCGGCAUUGUGGAGAUGGCUCACAGCAGGGCGAGGUGCUUGGUGAUGCCUGGCGGAGACUCAUACUCUCCAACUGUUUCCAGAAAAGGGAUGAUGUGACACUGAGCUCCUAUUUUCCUUGCUCUGCUGGAGAAGGGGCAUAUAUGUGCUUUUCGGCACUCAGACUCAUUUCUGGAAAAGGAUUUUCUGAAGAAACAAGGACUCUGUUCGCUGCCUCAAAGAACGCCAAGUGUUAAAACUGUAGAGAAUCAUGUUCCAUGUUUGUGUGUGGUGGUGUUGGAUGGGUGGGGGGCCAGAUCCCAUCGAAAGUGACUUCACAAAAGAAGGAGGGUGCACAUCUCCCCAAGGAGGGUGGGGGAACCUGAAUGCAUGUUGUCUACUUUGCAUAUUAACCCAUCAGUGCCAAAAGAGGAAAUACGAUUCUACGGUUCAUGCCUUGGCACUUUCUUUUUUUCGUUUUUUGUCAUGUUUGAAGCUGCUCUCAAGAUGUGUGAGAAAUAUAAGAGGCCCUCUGGGCAGCCAGGAUGGUCCCAAUGUGUCCUGUUAACACCUCCCAGAGAACAUGCGAGGAAGCACAUCCUUUUUACUGAAUGCAAGUAAUUUGAAGUGGCAAGAUGCAGUGAACCCGUGUAACACAAGCAGGAGUUGCUAAGGAGUGUGGGAAUGCUCAGGGUGGCAGGAGAGGAUAUAUUGUUUAUUAAUAUCCUUCCUAACUUGUGCUAGCAAGUCCCUGUACUUAGCAGAGUUUACUUUCCCCUUCUAACAUGCAGCAGAUAGCUGGUUGCAGGCUUGUGUAAGCCUCUCACUAUCAUACAAUUCAGUAUUGAAUUGUAUGUCCCUGGUAAGUUCCCUUUUAUCCCUCUUAAAAGAAUAAAGACAUGACAAUCUUAUUGAAAGUUAAUAAAAUAAGUUUACUCACAUUCAGUUCACAGUUGGAUUCCUGAAGACAGACUUAGUUACAAAUAUGUACAUGUGGAUCUACCCCAUAUUGGGGGGGUUAAUUCCAGUGACUGCAGACUGGCGAAAGGAAGAUGGAAAAGAGAGAGAGUGGUAGCAUGCCUUGUUCUUUUGUUACCUGGACAGGUAAGGUCACACCCACAUCUAGUCACAUGCAAAGGAAGGAUGCUCCAGCCAGGAGGAAAUAGGAAGUUUUUGACUGGCUGGACCAAACAUUCUCCCGCAUGUCUUCUCUAGGAAAACAAAGAAUGUUGUAUUUGACUGCUCCCAGUGGAUUACAUCCCACAAGGAUUGAUGGUUAAUGUUAACCAUCAUUAAUAAACCAUAGCUAAAACAGACAUGGAUUAUCAUAAAAAAACAAAAACAUGACCAGCAAGCUUUGAGAGCUUUUUGAAACCUUUGCUGCUUCUCACUCAUAGCUCUGUUGUUUUGGGGGCAGUGAUAACUCCUUAACUAUUGUUCAGUGAAAAGGCCAGGUUUACAUGUAAAAAGGAACUUUAUGAACCAAAUACAACCCUUGGUUAAUAGUUACUCAACCAUUGCUAAGCUACUGUGCUAGGUUCACAAAAGCCAUGGUGAGAACCAAGGGUAAAACAUGGAUAAAGAACAGGACUGCUCUACCAUUAGGCAGAGUGAGGCAGUUGCCUCAGGUGGCAAAUGCUGGAGGUCCACCAACCAUUGUCCCAUAAGGGAACCUGUAUUUGCUGUGUUUGUGCUUAAGAGCGUUACUUUUUAUUGUAAUAAUGUGG
Podarcis lilfordi (Lilford's wall lizard) is the source of this 29039-nucleotide messenger RNA. NCBI's taxonomy places the organism in Eukaryota, Metazoa, Chordata, Lepidosauria, Squamata, Lacertidae. The record is from the annotation of a GenBank genome assembly.